AUGGAACUCGAGAAGAAACAAUUGAAGGAAACAGCUGAACCUCGCAAACAGAAACUUCUCGCCCGCGAUUUCGCCGGAAUUGUCACAACCCAACUAAGAAGUCUCAAAGAUGACGAACCGCCAAAUCAGUCCGCUGAAGAUCUCGAAGCAUGGAAGAAAUUCGAGCGCCGCGUCCUCAAUGCGUGUAUGCUGGACGAGUCGUCUUUAAAGAACAAGGCCAGUUCUUUGCGCGAGAUCAAGCGCACGCUCCAACAGGCCUUCGUCAACCGCGGGAAUCUUGGUCUGAAACGCGAGCUGGAGUUCAUUCGGUAUGCGCAUGAACUCAAUGUCAAAUUCUCGGAACCCAAUCUGGACCAACAAAAGCAGAUUGCGGACCUGCGAUUUCCGGCCGAAUGGUAUCCUCAGGCACGCGCUACACAGCGGACUAUUCAUCUACACGUUGGGCCCACAAACUCGGGAAAGACAUACCAUGCUCUAAAGCGAUUGGAGGCGUCAAAGAACGGCUUCUAUGCCGGACCCUUGCGGCUCCUUGCUCAGGAAGUGUAUCAUCGCUUUCAGAGCAGCGGUAUUGCGUGCAGUCUUGUCACAGGUGAUGAGGUGAAAAUUCCUGAAGGCCAAAAGCCACAAAUUGUGAGCAAUACCGUUGAGAUGGUCAGCCUAGGGCGGGCUUGUGAAGUAGGUGUCAUUGAUGAGAUUCAAAUGAUAGCCGAUCCGAACCGUGGUUGGGCGUGGACUCGCGCUGUACUGGGCUCCCGUGCGAAGGAACUUCAUCUAUGCGGAGAGACUAGGUCGGUACCCCUGAUUAGAGAGCUUGCAGGUCUCACAGGGGACAAACUCGAGAUCCAUCGGUAUCAACGGUUAAACCCUUUAAAAGUCAUGAAUGAAAGUCUCAAAAGAGACUGGUCGAAACUCGAAAAGGGCGACUGUGUAGUUGCUUUCUCUCGGGUUGCAAUUCACGCUUUGAAAGCUGAAAUCGAAAAGUUCACGGGUCGACGAGUCGCCAUAGUUUACGGUGGCCUGCCAGCUGAGAUACGCACUCAGCAGGCUAGCCUUUUCAAUGAUCCAGACAACGACUAUGAUUUCUUGGUUGCCAGUGAUGCCAUCGGCAUGGGCUUAAAUCUGAGCUGCAAACGGAUCAUAUUUGAAACUAUUGUGAAAAGAAUUCCCGGAGGACUUGUCAGGCUUUCUGUUCCCGAAAUCAAACAGAUCGGAGGACGAGCUGGCCGCUAUCGAUCAGCGGCGCAACAAAAUAGCGACGGAAACCAAGGCACGGGCGAUAAUGUCGGCUAUGUCACAUCGAUAGAGGAAGUUGAUCUUCCAUACAUUCGCGAAGCAAUGACUGUGGAACCGCCACCUAUAACUGCCGCGGGCCUGAAUCCCUCCGAUUCUCACUUUGAGAAAUUUGCAGCCUACUUUCCACCAAACGUCUCCCUUGAAUACACCAUCAAACGCCUAUGGGAGGUAUCUCAGGUUCACCCGUUGUUUUUCAUGUGUGACUAUCGAACCCUAGUCGAGAACGCCGAGGUCAUCGAUGCGGUGAGUGGCAUGCAAAUAGCAGACCAGAUAACGUUCAUGGCGGCACCAAUACACGGGCGAGAGUCAGAGGGCCGGGAAGUUGCUGUCGCCUUCGCGCAGUGCGUCGCUGAGCACUCGAAUGGCCGACUGCUUGAUAUCCCAGGCCUUAAUCUUGAGAUUCUGGAAGAACCCGUGUCAGGAAACAAGGAUUAUUUGCAUCAGCUUGAAUCUUUGCACAAAUCUGUGAUUUUGUACUCAUGGCUCAGCUUCCGAUUUGGUGGAAUCUUUACGGAUCGAACUCUGGCCUUCCAUGUGAAGCAGCUUGUGGAGGAGAGGAUGGUCAGGGCGUUAACCGAAUUCUCUGCCAACAAGAAACUACAAAAGAAUGCCUCCUUGCUUCGCCAGAUUGCUCUGCAGAAGCAGCUUCGUGAGCAGCAGCAACUGUUGGGUGAAGCAGAGGAGUCCAGCGACUCUGAGAAUCCGGAGGAGCAGCCUUCUGUCUCAGAGGAAUUUGACGAGCUGGACAUGUCCGACAGCGAAGAGUCCCCUGAACUCGAUUUAGAUCUACCAACCGGCGAGAUAUUCGAGGCCCCGCCAGCACCGAAGGCCUCCACCACCAAUAAUAAGUCCUCUGACAGCGAAGAAUCCGCUGAGCUCGAUUUGGAUUUAGUACCAGCUGGCGAGAUAUUCGAGGCCCCGCCGGUACCGAACGCUCACACCACCAAUAAGCCCUCCGACAACGAAAAUUCCGCUGAACUCGAUUUAGAUCUCCUGACCGGCGAGACAUACGAGCCGCCACCAGUACCGAAGGCUCAUAGUACUGCCAAUAAGCCGUCCGACAGCGAAGAGCGCGCUCAAAUUGAUUUAGACCUACCAGCCGGCGAGACACACGAGCCACCGCCGGUCCAGAGGCACGCCAAUAAACCCUUUGAUGUCUAG
This is a messenger RNA of Aspergillus calidoustus, 2454 nucleotides long. Lineage: Eukaryota; Fungi; Ascomycota; Eurotiomycetes; Eurotiales; Aspergillaceae. The record is from the annotation of a GenBank genome assembly.